UUUACAUAUAGGGAAAAAAGGGGUCGGAAGAAUUUUUAUUUUUUUCCCCUGUGUGAGGGGGGAGUGUGGAAUGGCGAUGCGGGGUGUCGCGGUGGGGGAAUGGCGCUGUGGCUAAGGAGGAGCGGGCUCUCGGUGCUAGUCUCAGGCCCCGGGGCCUGCCAGAGUUGCCGCUGCGUCCGUCUCUAUCCCUCCCCCCCUCACCUUUCCAUGUUCAUUAUAUGAAACGCGAAAAAAGGGAGGGGGGAACCAUACAUAUAUAUAAUAUAUACAGAAAAUAAAAUGGCCGAGAACCUGCUGGAUGGACCGCCGUCUGCCAAGCGGCCCAAACUCAACUCGCCGGCGCUCUCCGCCAGUGACAGUACAGAUUUUGGAUCGCCAUUUGAUUUAGAAAAUGAUUUACCCGACGAGUUGAUCAGAUCAUCCGACCCUUUAGGACUGCCCAAUGGUGGCGAACUGAGCCAGUUGAAUAGCGGCAUUGGUCAAGACGCCGCUUCUAAACAUAAGCAGCUCUCGGAGCUAUUGCGGGCUGGCAGUGGCUCCAAUCUCACUGGAGGACUGGGCAAUGUGAAUUCCAGCAACAACCCAGGUAGAUCAAUGGACAGUCCUAGCCAGGGCCAGCAGAACAGCUCCAAUAUAAGCAACAUGGGCAAAAGCCCUCACAAUCAAGGGCUCACUUCACCUUCCAGUCUGGGGAUGGCUGCUAGUGGUUCAAGUUCUUCGACCCCUGGCUCUCAAGCACUGAACACACAAGCACAAAAACAUGGAGAGCAGAAACUUCAUAAUGCUGCCAACAGCAGCCCAGCUGCUCAGACUGGGCCAGGAGGAAUGGGCAUCAAUACCAAUCUGAGUCAUACGCAUCAAGCUCUAUUGAACAGCAGCAACAGCCAAGGUCUAAUGCAGCAGUCGCAGCAAGGACAGGGACAGGUGCUGAAUGGAUCACUGGGGGCUGCUGGCAGGGGUCGAGGGGGCAUGCAGUAUUCAAACUCUGGCCUAAGCAACUCUGGCAGUGUGUUAGCAGAGACAUUAGCCCAGGGAUCGGCACAGAUGGGUGCACACACGGGUCUAAACACACAGCAAGCUGGGGCUAUGACGAAAAUGGGGAUUUCGGGUAAUGCGAGCCUUUUUGGACAAGGCUAUGGCCAAGCUGGUGGUCAACAAAUAGGCGCUGCAGGAGUUGGACCUCAAUUACAAAACAAAAGCAAUCUUUCUAAUAGCCUGCCUCCAUUUCCAGCUGAUUUAAAAGGCACUCAAGUUACAAAUGUGCCAAACAUGUCGCAACAGCAGUCCCAGGUUCAGCAGGUAGGGAUGGUACAAGUACCAUCCCAGGUACCGACACAAGGAAUGACAUCUGCACCAACUGCAGACCCCGAGAAGCGCAAACUGAUACAGCAGCAGCUGGUCCUACUGCUUCAUGCCCACAAAUGUCAGCGGAGGGAACAGGCAAACGGUGAGGUGCGACCCUGUGCGCUGCCCCACUGUCGAACCAUGAAAAACGUCCUGAAUCAUAUGACUCACUGUCAGGCAGGCAAAUCCUGCCAGGUUGCUCACUGUGCAUCAUCAAGACAGAUCAUCUCUCACUGGAAAAACUGCACUCGACAUGACUGUCCCGUAUGUCUACCCCUGAAAAAUGCCAGUGACAAGAGGAAUCAGCAGACCCUAUUAGGUUCUCUGCCGAGUGGAUUACCAAAUACAGUGGGUGCAGUUGGAAGUGGUCCACAGGGCACAUCCACUAAUUCGAACCCUAUCGAUCCUAGCUCAAUGCAGAGAGCAUAUGCCGCACUUGGACUGCCCUAUAGUAAUCAGCCACAAGCGCAACCACAGCCUCAGGUACAAGGCCAACAGCCAGCACAGCCUCAAGUCCACCAGUCAAUGAGACCUAACCCAUUGGCAGGUACGAACCAGAUGAAUGUGGUAGGAGGGAUGGGUGUUCCAACCCCUGAUCAGUCAAACUUGAUGUCUGACUCUGCUCUUCCACCUUCCCUUGGUACACCAAAUCAAAUGAUGAGCGAUGGCACAAACGUUGGUAGCAUUGGCACGUUGCCGACAGCAGCACCUUCCACUAGUGCUGUACGAAAACCAUGGCAUGAACAUGUAACUCAGGAUCUGCGCAAUCACCUGGUUCAUAAGCUUGUGCAAGCCAUAUUUCCAACCCCUGACCCAGCAGCACUGAAGGAUCGUCGCAUGGAAAACCUUGUGGCAUAUGCUCGGAAAGUGGAAGGAGAUAUGUAUGAAUCUGCUAACAGCAGGGAUGAAUACUAUCACCUACUAGCAGAGAAGAUUUACAAGAUUCAGAAAGAGCUGGAGGAAAAAAGACGCUCUCGGCUUCAAAAACAGCAGCAGGGAAUGUUGCCAAACCAGGGUACCUUGACAGGACCGGGUGGCCAGCCACCUGGCAUGUCGCAGGCGCCAGGUAUGGCUCAGGUCCAGCCUGUCCGACCACCUAAUGGGCCCUUGUCUAUGCCAAAUGUGCCAAAUCAGAUCAUAAAUAGAAUGCCAGGGUCUCAAGGUAUGAACCAGUUUGGUUCCAUGUCAUUGGGGAAUGUGCAAAUGCCGCAGGGACCCAUGGGACCACGUGGAACACCUCCCAUGAACCAUACUGUACAGAUGAGUAACAUGGGAUCUAUUCCAACGAUGGGAAUGCCACCUUCCCGAUUGCCACAGUCCCAGGGCAUACUAGGAGUGCAUGCCAACAACAUUGGGCAGCCUCCCCCCCAGAGCCAGUUUCUGAAUCAGAACCAGUUCCCUGCAGCCUCUGGUGGAAUGAACGUGAACAAUGUGGGCAUAUCUCAAACUGCAAAUCAGCCUGGAAUGAAUCAGACUCAGGCACCUGGCACUUCACUUCCUUUGAACAAUUCCGUAAGCAUGAUAGGACUACCCAGUGCUCAGAUGCAUUGCCCACCGGUUUCUCAGCCAACUCUCCGGCAAACCCCUUCUCCUGCCUCCGUCUCAGCCCCUGUUGUCGCUACUGCUGCUGGAAGUAUGCCAUCUAUUCAGCAUCCAGCCCCAUCCAACAUCAGUUCUCCUCAACCAGCAACUUCCCAGUCUCAGGCCUCCACUCCAGCUUCCUCCUCAGGUCGAGCCUCGACACCAACUCCAGUGCGGAGCACAACCCCGAAUCAGACUCCACCUCGGACCCAAACUCCAACACGGCCUCCAACUCCAGUACAAUCGCAGCAGUCAGUACCAACACCGCAAUCAAUGCAACAAGCCACUGGGCCACCUCAACCUGCCACUCCUCUCUCUCACUCUGCAGCAAGCACAGAUGGUAAAGUAGCUACCCCAGCCUCUGUGGCUAGUACAGACACAAACUCUCAGCAGCUCAUAACUGAAGCACCACUGUCUGAAACCAAAACAGAGGUCAAAGUGGAAGAAAUGGAAUCAGAGGUACCAGAAACCCAGACAGAAGUCAAAAUUGAGAAUGAUGAAGUGUCUUCAUGUGCACAGUUGAAGGAAGAGAGUAAUGAGAGCCUUGAGACUAAGCAAGAGCCCAUGGAGGAGGAGGAGAAACCAGAGAUCAAAACUGAGCCCAAAGAGGAGGAGGAGGCUGGUGCCAAUGCAUCUUCUCAGUCAUCGGCAUCACCACCUCAGUCACGCAGAAAGUUUUUCAAACCAGAGGAACUACGACAAGCUCUUAUGCCCACACUUGAAGCAUUGUACCGUCAAGACCCAGAAUCAUUGCCAUUCCGGCAACCUGUGGAUCCCUCACUUUUAGGAAUUCCAGAUUAUUUUGACAUAGUGAAGAAUCCUAUGGACCUAUCAACAAUAAAACGCAAGCUGGACACUGGGCAGUACCAGGAGCCAUGGCAGUAUGUGGAAGAUGUAUGGCUGAUGUUCAACAAUGCAUGGUUGUACAACCGCAAGACCUCACGUGUAUAUAAAUACUGUACAAAAUUGGCUGAGGUCUUUGAGCUGGAAAUUGAUCCAGUCAUGCAAUCUCUUGGCUACUGCUGUGGACGGAAGUAUGAGUUCUCUCCUCAGACAUUGUGCUGCUAUGGAAAACAGCUGUGUACAAUCCCUCGCGAUGCCACAUAUUUCAGUUAUCAGAACAGGUAUCACUUCUGUGAGAAGUGCUUCAAUGAAAUCCAAGGCGACAGUGUCACUCUGGGUGACGAUCCUGCACAACCACAAACGACUGGAGCAUGUUUGGAAACGUGGCCUAGGAUGAAUAACACUGAAAGAACCAUUUCAAAAGAUCAGUUUGAAAAGAAGAAAAAUGAUACAUUGGAUCCUGAACCAUUUGUUGAAUGUAAAGAAUGUGGUCGUAAAAUGCAUCAAAUCUGCGUUCUCCACAAUGAAACUAUCUGGCCUUCAGGCUUUGUUUGUGACAAUUGCUUAAAGAAAACAGGCAAAACUAGGAAAGAGAACAAAUUCAGCUCUAAAAGGUUACAAACAACCAGGUUAGGGAAUCAUUUAGAAGACAGAGUGAACAAAUUUCUGCGACGCCAGAACCAUCCAGAGGCAGGGGAGGUGUAUGUUCGUGUGGUAUCCAGCUCAGAUAAAACUGUGGAAGUUAAACCAGGAAUGAAAAGCAGGUUUGUGGAUACAGGUGAAAUGUCAGAGACCUUUCCUUAUAGAACCAAAGCACUUUUUGCUUUUGAGGAGAUUGAUGGUGUGGAUGUCUGUUUCUUUGGAAUGCAUGUGCAGGAAUAUGGCUCCGACUGCCCAACUCCUAAUACAAGGCGUGUGUACAUAUCUUACCUCGACAGUAUUCACUUCUUCCGCCCAAGGUGCCUCCGAACUGCAGUCUAUCAUGAAAUUUUAAUUGGUUAUCUGGAAUAUGUGAAAAAACUUGGCUUUACACAGGGCCAUAUCUGGGCAUGCCCUCCCAGUGAAGGUGAUGAUUACAUCUUCCACUGUCACCCAGCAGAUCAGAAGAUCCCCAAACCCAAACGAUUACAGGAAUGGUAUAAGAAGAUGCUGGAUAAAGCUUUUGCAGAACGAAUCAUACAUGAUUAUAAGGAUAUCUUCAAACAAGCCACAGAGGACCGGCUGACCAGUGCAAAUGAGUUGCCUUAUUUUGAAGGUGACUUUUGGCCCAAUGUACUGGAAGAAAGCAUAAAGGAGUUGGAGCAGGAAGAAGAGGAACGCAAGAGGGAAGAGAACAGCAUACCCAGUGAAACCCCUGAUGGAAAGAAAGGAGACAGCAAAAAUGCAAAGAAAAAGAACAACAAGAAAACAAAUAAGAAUAAAAGCAGCAUUAGCCGAGCCAACAAGAAAAAGCCUGGAAUGCCGAAUGUAGCUAAUGACUUGUCACAGAAGCUCUAUGCCACCAUGGAAAAGCAUAAAGAGGUAUUUUUUGUGAUCCACUUCCAUGCUGGACCAGUGGUGAACACCUUGCCUUCCGUUGUGGACCCUGACUCCUUGCUGAGCUGCGAUUUGAUGGACGGCCGUGAUGCUUUCCUGACGCUGGCCAGGGACAAGCAUUUGGAGUUUUCGUCAUUGCGCCGUGCAAAAUGGUCCACCAUGUGCAUGCUGGUGGAGUUGCACAAUCAAGGCCAGGAUCGAUUUGUCUACACAUGCAAUGAGUGCAAGCACCACGUAGAGACACGGUGGCAUUGCACGGUCUGUGAGGACUACGACCUGUGUGUCAACUGCCACAACAUUAAAGGUCAUGAGCACAAAAUGGUUAAAUGGGGCUUGGGGCUAGAUGAUGAGAGCAGUAACCAGCCAGAUCCACUUUCUAAGAGCCCGCAGGAGUCUCGCCGCCUCAGCAUUCAGCGCUGCAUCCAGUCUUUGGUCCACGCAUGCCAGUGCCGCAAUGCCAACUGCUCGUUGCCGUCCUGCCAGAAGAUGAAGCGAGUUGUCCAGCACACCAAGGGCUGCAAACGCAAAACCAACGGAGGCUGCCCUGUCUGCAAGCAGCUUAUUGCCCUCUGCUGUUAUCACGCAAAACACUGCCAAGAGAACAAAUGCCCUGUGCCAUUCUGCCUCAACAUAAAACACAAGCUACGCCAGCAGCAGCUGCAACACCGACUGCAGCAAGCGCAAAUGCUCCGCAGAAGGAUGGCCACCAUGCAGCGCGGAAAUGUGCCUCAGCAAAGUUUGCCUUCUCCUACCUCAACCGCGCCUGUUACACCCACUGGACAACAGCAGCCCAGCACCCCUCAGACACCACAGCCUCAACCCCCACCUCAGACCCCGCCAUCCAACAGCUUGCCGAGUGGCUUUCCCAAUCCACCGAGGACUCAACCCCCCACCACUGUCUCACAAGGAAAGCCCACAAACCAGGUAGCACCACUUCCCCAAGCCCCUCCUGCUCAACCCCCACCAGCUGCGGCAUUGGAAGUGGCCAGGCAGAUUGAGCUGGAGGCCCAGCAGCAACAGCAGCUUUACCAAAUGGCAAACAUGAACAAUGGUCUAGGGAUGGCACGACAAAACAUGAUUGGGCAGCAGAUUGGGCCUGUCAACCAGAUGCCAGCCGUGGGUAUGAAAGUUGCUCGGCCUCCAAUGGGUCAGGUGAUUCCUGGCAUGCAGCCAGGGCAGUGGCCACAAGGAACGACACUAUCACAGUCACAGCCUCUGCAGACUGCCAUGUCAAGAAGCGGGAUGCAGAUGACAUCGCCGCAGACAUCAUCAGGGCAGAGAAUGCCAGGAGCCCAACAACCUCCACGGAGCAACAUACCCCCAAAUGCUCUCCAGGACCUCUUACGAACACUGAAAUCACCCAGUUCCCCUCAGCAGCAGCAGCAGGUGCUUAAUAUUUUGAAGUCCAACCCACAACUUAUGGCAGCAUUCAUAAAGCAACGAACAGCUAAGUACCAGGCUAAUCAACCUGGCAUGCAACCUCAACCUGGCAUGCAACCUCAACCCCAGCCCAGAAUGCAGCAAGCGGGCAUGCACACUCAAGCAGGCAUGCAGAAUCCACUGCAGAAUUUGAACCCCAUGCAGGCAGGUGCCCAGCGGCCUACCUUAUCCCCGCAGCAGCAAGGCUUGAGCAGCAUGAAUGCCCAGGGUCAAACCAUGAACAUGAUGAAUCCCGGACACAACCCUAACUUGGCAACUAUUAAUCCACAGUACAGGGAGCUGCUGAUCAGGCGCCAGCUCAUACAACAACAACAGCAGCAGCAAGGCACUGGCAUGGCUGGAGGAUUGGCAGGGCACACCCAGUUCCAGCAACAACAAGGAUCAGCUUAUCCGCAAACCAUGCCACAACAACGCAUGCAGCAGCACAUGUCCAUGCAAGGUGGGCCUAUGGGACAAAUCACCCAGAUAGGACAGAUAAACCAGCUGAGUCAGCCAGGGAUGGGAGCUGACGGGACUCCAACCAUCCAACAGACGCUACAGCAACGGAUUCUGCAGCAACAGCAGAUGAAGCAGCAAAUGGGCUCACCAGGCCAGCCCAACCCAAUGAGCCCCCAACAGCACAUGCUCUCAGGACAGCCGCAGUCAUCUCACCUUCAGAGCCAACAGAUUGCCACUUCCCUCAGCAACCAGGUGCGGUCUCCACAGCCGGUACCCUCACCACGACCCCAGUCCCAACCUCCACAUUCCAGCCCAUCACCAAGGAUACAGCCACAACCUUCUCCCCACCAUGUCUCUCCCCAGACCGGCUCCCCACACCCAGGACUAGCAGCACCCCAGGCUAACCCCAUGGAUCAGGGACACUUUAGCACCCCAGAACAGAGUGCGAUGCUUCCACAACUGACUAAUCCCAGCAUUAGUGCUAUACAUAGCGCCACUGGCGACUUAGGACUGGGUGCUGACAGCUCCAGCCUAUCAAGCUCCACUAUUACAUGUGACACACUAGAAAAAUUUGUGGAAGAAAACUUGUAGCAUUUGGGAGCAAUUUUUCCUGAGACUUUUUGUACUGAAAAUUUCAGCUGUCUGGGGACGAUCAAUCCCUAGAAGAAACUGCAACUUCCUUAGACAUUGAGGGAUGACUUGCUGUUAAAACACAAAGAAUAUAUUUUUUGUUCAGACUGGUUGCACAUUCUGGUUGUGUUUUGUUUUUUCCCCUUUUUUGUUUCCUGUUUGCUUUUGUUGCUAAUGACUCAUUGCCUAAUUUUUUUAAAUGGAAACAGAGCAAGUUCGUUAUAUUAUUCAUAUUUUUUAUUUUGUAUUUUUCAGACUUUCAGCAUUUUUGUGUUUAAAAACCAGGAAAGAAAAUUUCCUUAAAAAUGCAACAUAUAAUGUAUACCAAUAAUUUUCUGACGUGUUCUGGGAAGGUUUUUCUAUAGUGAAGUCUGUGCGGGCGUUUCAAGUAUUAAAUUUGUAUAGAUAGGAAUAGACCAUUGCACACAUGUACUGGCAAAUGCCAAACUUUGUCUUGCAGAUGUAGAAAUUGUUGCUUUGUUUCAUGAUAAACUGGUUUUAGUGAAACUAGGAUGAUCACUGAUAGAUUGUGCUGAUUUUAAUAGAAGAAAUAUCCUUUCCUUUCCUCCUUUAUUCUCUGUGAAACUUGAAAUGAGAAGAAAGCAAUUAUAGUGUAAAUCAUGCAAGUUAUAUAAUUACUAUAAAUAAGGAAACAAAACUCUCAAUCACUGUAUAAACUGGUUAAAACUCAUUUCUUACUUAUAUACCAUAUUGUUAAAUAAACUGUGUGCAACAGAAAACAGGUUUGUAUUUCUUUAGUAUUUAAAGAAGUGUUU
Messenger RNA from Carcharodon carcharias (great white shark), 8588 nucleotides. Its product is annotated as CREB-binding protein-like. Gene Ontology annotation, cellular component: transcription regulator complex; histone acetyltransferase complex; nucleus. The coding region runs from base 280 to 7773 and encodes 2497 amino acids. NCBI's taxonomy places the organism in Eukaryota, Metazoa, Chordata, Chondrichthyes, Lamniformes, Lamnidae. Gene Ontology annotation, biological process: positive regulation of transcription by RNA polymerase II. The record is from RefSeq and is a predicted model, not a curated record. The transcript has 32 exons. Gene Ontology annotation, molecular function: protein binding; histone acetyltransferase activity; chromatin DNA binding.